Messenger RNA from Lathyrus sativus (Indian pea), 354 nucleotides. Lineage: Eukaryota; Viridiplantae; Streptophyta; Magnoliopsida; Fabales; Fabaceae. The record is from the annotation of a GenBank genome assembly.
AUGACAACUCCAACACCUCCUAUUGGUUCUAUUCCACCAUCAUCAUCCAAUGAUCAAUCUGUUGCUUCUUCUGCUAAGCAACACAAACUAACCAGUGAUAUAGGAUGGAAAUUUAACAAUUUGAAAGACUUAAAUAAUAAGAGGAUGGUUACAUAUGAUUUUUGUAAUGAAACGUCUACUAGAGGAAUUUCUAGGGCUAAACAACAUCAAUUAGGAAUAAAAGGAAAUGUGAAGUCUUGCACUCAAACACCCGUAGACGUUAAGGAGAUUUUGCAUGAGCAUGAAGAUGAGAAAUUGGUCGCAAAUAAAUCUAUGUCAGGUGAAGUGCAUGAAGAUGAUGAUGAGGGAUCAUGA